GAGCACAUCACUGUCCCAGACUGACCGUAUUGAGAGAGCUAAAUAACUCAACACACAGCACACAACCCAAGAGAGCCGGCACAUGAGCGUCCCAACAUGAAAGCAGUCUUGUUGCUUUUACUUGGAUUAGCGACAGCGUUUGCUGCAGAGGAAACGUGUGCUGGACGUUGUCAGAAUGGCUUCGAUCCUACAAAGAAAUGUCAGUGUGACUCCAUGUGCAAGUACUACGGAAGCUGCUGUCCAGAUUUUGAGACAUCAUGCAAAUCUAAAACCCGAGGAGAUGUGUUUGACUUUACUGAAGAAGAUCUGAACACUACAGUGAUCCCAACUGCAGUGAUGAAUACAACAACAGCCGCUCCCAGUCCCACCCCUGUAUCCACUGUAUCUCCCGACCCAGAGGCGGUCACCUGCAGUGGACGCUCAUUUGAUGCUUUCCUGCAGUUAAAGAAUGGAUCCAUUUAUGCUUUUAGAGGUGAUUACUUCUUUGAGAUGGAUGAGCGGUCAGUGAUGCCAGGCUAUCCCAAACUCAUCAAAGAUGUGUGGGGCAUCUCUGGUCCCAUCGAUGCUGCUUUUAGCCGAAUCAACUGCCAGGGAAAGACUUACAUAUUCAAGGGUAACAAGUACUGGCGUUUUGAUACAGACGUCCUGGAUGACGAUUACCCCCGAGAUAUCUCAGUGGGGUUUGAGAAGAUUCCAGAUGAUGUUGAUGCUGCAUUUGCUAUUCCUGCCCCAGGUCACCACGGGAAGGAGAAAGUGUAUUUCUUUAAAGGUGACCAGUAUUACCAGUAUGAAUUCAAGCACCAGCCGUCACACGAAGAAUGCAUUGAAAUGACCAAGAUGUCCCCCUCCGUUCUCUUCACAAGCUACACUAACCUGUACUGUGAUCAUGACUGGGACAAUCUGUUCACCUUGCUCUUCCAAGGCUUAGAGGGACAUCACAGAGGCCCCCGCUUCAUUGCCAAAGAUUGGGUGGGCAUCAAGCCUCCAAUAGACGCAGCGAUGGUGGGCAGGCUGUAUGAGGGAUCCAAACCCUCUACCUCACCAACGUCCUCCACAGAUGCAGUUGUAGUUCCCAGCAGGAGGCGAUCCUCCCGCAGGAGAAAACACAAGGGCAAAGGAUCUAAGAUCCAGAGUCGCUCGCUCUUCUGGGAAGAUUAUGGUUUGGAUUAUGAGGAGAGGUAUUUUGGAGCAGAAAGGCGAGGCAAAGAUCAGAGGAAAGGCCGCGGUAGACGUCCAUCUCUCGAUGACUACAGCUAUGACCUCACUGAUUACACUGACCUGGAAAUAGUGCAGGAGAAAACAAUGCCAGUGCAAAACGUCUACUUCUUCAAAAAAGAUAAAUACUACAGAGUGGAUCUGCAGACCAAACGGGUUGACUAUGCUAACCCUCCUUACCCGAGAUCCAUCGGCAAGUACUGGCUGGGAUGUAAAGAGAAGGAUUUAGCAGAGAAAAGAUAAACAUCUCUACAGAAAAUCCUGCUAGUAGCCAUUGCUUUAUUAGCCUUACUUUAAUUAAGAUUUUGUUUGGAAAGACCAUGCAAACACUGACAAUGAAUAACAAUUGGUGACCUAUUGCUGUCUAAGUAAUAAACUUGCUACUUUGUAAUAUACAACUGAAAUGAAUAUUCCAGUACUUCCAAAAUCUGUUGCAUCCAGUGCUGGGCAGGUAUAUUUACUCAACUACAUGUAUAUUUAGGAUAAUCUACUUUAUUACUCAGUUGAUUUUAGGCUUUAACAUGUAGUUUUUAAUUCAUUUUUUCUCUUUAAAUUCAACAUGCAGUAAUGUUGGUGACAGCCUCAGUACUUUUAUUUUUCAUUAAGUAAUUAUUCCAUAGAGGUGACAACACAUUCACCAGAGUAUGAGUUCAGGCUACUCUACCCACCCCUGCCUGCAUUUGUAAUGUACUAUUAGCACAGAAAGUAUUUCCAAUACAUGUACCAGAACUCUGGGCUGAAAAUGAUGAAUAUUAUAUAGUAUAUGCACCAUAGUUGUUUACUGAGCUCAUUUACUGAACUUGAAAAAUGCUAGUUUGAUUUUUUUUAAUUGGUGUACUGAUCAAUUAUUUCUCAGUGUGUCAAAUUUGAUGGAUGGAUAAUGGAAAAUUACUCUCCACAUGUCCAGUCAUCAAAAUCCAAAGGUCAGAUAAUAUAUCCAAAAGGGCAAGAGCAAAAAUCAGUCCAAAGAGCAGGCAACAGGCCGAAACACCCACAAAAAAAACACAAGGGAAUAAAAAAGGCUUGGUAAGGCAGACAUUGAGGAACUGGCAAUACUUCACAAAGUGCCAAUGCAACUGAGAGGUUUUAUAACAGAGCAGAGUAAAGAGGAAAUGAGGAUCAGGUGGAGCUCAUUAGGGUUGUCAUUAGAACUCAGGAGAGGAAGACCUCUGGUGGCUAGAAGGGGGGAUUGCUGACAACUAGAUGUUCAAAAGCUUGAGCUUGUGUUUCCUAUAUCAUGGAGGAUUUUGAGGCAUGUUUUGGAUCAUUGUCCUAUUAUAGAGGUUUUUGUUUUGUUUCCAGAAUUUGCUUCAAUUUAGUAGAAUUCAUUCUUCAACUUGUGCAAUGUUUCCUGGGCCACUGCCUGCCACACUGGCUUGGCCUGGUUUGUUUGUGAGUGGCUAAAUACUUCUAUGCCUGUACCUGCACUGAACCCUAAACUGAAGCAAGAGAGUACUCUUUUAAUUUUUCUUAGGAAGUACAAUACAAUACACACAAUACAAAGACUUUCACUAAGCUCCUGAAAAUAAAGUUUCCUAAAUGGU
Molecule: messenger RNA, 2759 nt
Organism: Pygocentrus nattereri (red-bellied piranha)
Lineage: Eukaryota; Metazoa; Chordata; Actinopteri; Characiformes; Serrasalmidae
Gene: vtnb
Product: vitronectin b
Exons: 9
Coding region: 97-1458 (453 amino acids)
Biological process (GO): cell adhesion mediated by integrin; cell-matrix adhesion; immune response
Molecular function (GO): extracellular matrix binding; scavenger receptor activity; polysaccharide binding
Source: RefSeq, a predicted model, not a curated record